UCACAUAGAGAGAGAAGACACAUCAGUCGCAGUUGCUUUUGAGGAGACGAGUUGUCCCGGACAGUGUUUCGGACCUCUAUCCACAAAGCCAGAAGACUCAAGAAAGCAGAGAAAAUCAUUUGUCAGAAAGGAUCAGCAGGCAUUAUGUUGAGCAAAGAUCUGCCAGAUAUUGAGAGCAUCCUGGCUCUUAACCCCCGGGUGAAAAGUCAUGCUCAGAUCAUGUCCACAUCCAACAAGAAGAAAGAGAAGAAACACUGGAAAAGAAACCAGGACAGAAACUGUGAUUCCUGUGUAAAGCUAGAAAACAACUUUGAUGACAUCAAACACACAACACUGAGUGAACGUGGAGCUCUGCGAGAAGCACUCAGGUGUCUCAAAUGUGCUGAUGCCCCUUGUCAGAAAAGCUGCCCUACAAACCUGGACAUCAAAUCCUUUAUCACAAGUAUUUCGAAUAAGAACUACUAUGGGGCAGCCAAGGCCAUCUUGUCAGACAACCCCCUGGGCCUCACCUGUGGGAUGGUGUGUCCCACGUCAGAGCUGUGUGUCGGUGGGUGUAACCUUUACGCUUCCGAGGAGGGGCCCAUCAACAUUGGGGGGCUGCAGCAAUUUGCCACAGAGGUGUUCAGUAAAAUGGGCAUCCCUCAAAUCAGAAACCCUGAGCUCCCUCCGGCCAGUGAGAUGCCAGAGUCGUACCACGCUCCAAUCGCUCUGAUUGGCUGCGGCCCGGCAUCCGUCAGCUGUGCUUCCUUCUUAGCCCGCCUCGGAUAUGACAACAUCACUAUAUUUGAAAAACAAAAGUACACUGGGGGGCUGAGUACAUCAGAAAUCCCUCAGUUCAGACUUCCAUUUGAGGUGGUUCAGUUUGAGAUCAGUUUGAUGAAAGACCUAGGAGUCAAGGUGUUGUGUGAGAAUGGACUUGGUAUUGGUGGAAUGACUCUGACAUCAUUGAAGGAAGAAGGAUUCAAGGCUGUAUUUAUUGGAAUUGGUCUUCCUCAGGCCAACCGAGCAAAAAUCUUCCAGGGUCUAACAAUAGAACAAGGUUUCUUUACGUCUAAGGACUUCCUGCCGAUGGUGGCCACAGCCAGCAAGAAGGGUAUGUGCCAGUGUCAUUCCUUGUUGCCUGAGUUGAGAGGAGUGGUGAUAGUUUUGGGAGCUGGAGACACUGCGUUUGACUGUGCUACCUCUGCUCUGCGCUGUGGGGCUCGCAGAGUCUACGUUGUGUUCAGGAAAGGAUUCACCAACAUCAGGGCUGUGCCAGAAGAGGUAUAAGUCAUCCUGGAGGAGCAGUGUGAGUUCCUGCCCUUCCUGUCUCCUCGCGAAGUGAUCAUGAAGAACGGGCGAGUGGCGGGGCUCCAGUUCUGUCGCACAGAGCAGAGGGAGGAUGGACAGUGGAUUGAGGAUGAGGAGCAGGUCGUCCGGCUGAAGGCCGACUACAUCAUCAGCGCGUUCGGUUCCAUGCUGGAUGACCCAAAAGUGGCGGAGGCCCUGUCCCCUGUGAAGAUGAAUCGCUGGGGCACUCCUGACAUAAACACGGAGACGAUGCAGACUUCGGAGCCCUGGGUUUUCGCUGGGGGAGACAUUGCUGGUUUGGCAAACACCACAGUGGAGUCGACCAAUGACGGCAAACAGGCCUCCUGGCACAUACACCGGUACAUACAGUCAUUGUAUGGACAGACCAUAGACACAGCCCCAAAGCUGCCGUUGUUCUACAGUGCGAUUGACUUGGUAGACAUCAGUGUUGAUGUUUGUGGGAUAAAGUUUCCAAAUCCGUUCGGUCUGGCCUCUGCCCCUCCCACCACAAGUACAGCCAUGAUCCGCAGAGCCUUUGAACAGGGCUGGGGGUUUGCUCUCACCAAAACCUUUGGACUGGACAAGGAUUUGGUGACCAAUGUGUCUCCACGUAUUGUUCGUGGGACCACCUCAGGCCACGUGUAUGGCCCAGGACAGGGGUCAUUUCUCAACAUUGAACUCAUCAGUGAGAAGACUGCAGCCUACUGGUGUCAAUCUGUUGCUGAGUUAAAGAAAGACUUCCCAAAUAAUGUGGUUAUUUCCAGUAUAAUGUGUAGUUACAACAAAGAGGACUGGACUGAACUUGCAAUAAUGGCAGAGAAAUCUGGAGCAGAUGCUUUGGAGCUGAACCUGUCUUGUCCACAUGGGAUGGGUGAGAGAGGCAUGGGACUGGCUUGUGGACAGGACCCAGUGUUGGUGCGUAACAUCUGCCGCUGGGUGCGUGCUGCCACUACAAUCCCAUUCUUUGCAAAACUCACACCAAACGUCACCAAUAUUGUAGACAUUGCCAAAGCAGCCCAUGAAGGAGGUGCGGAUGGAGUAACAGCCACCAACACUGUCUCAGGAAUGAUGGGUUUGAAAGCUGAUGGUUCCCCCUGGCCUGGAGUAGGAGUGGGAAAACGUACCACGUAUGGAGGCGUGUCUGGUAAUGCCAUUAGACCAAUAGCCCUUCGAGCGGUUUCAGCCAUUGCCAGAGCCCUUCCUGGAUUCCCCAUUUUGGCAACAGGAGGCAUAGAUUCAGCAGAGACAGGGCUGCAGUUCCUUCACGCUGGUGCAUCAGUAUUACAGGUCUGCAGCGCUGUUCAAAACCAAGACUUCACAGUGAUUGAAGAUUACUGUCUUGGUCUGAAAGCCUUGUUGUACCUAAAGAGUCUCGAACUGGAAAACUGGGAUGGUCAGUCUCCUCCAACUGAGAAACAUCAAAAAGGGAAGCCAGUACCCCGAUUGGAAGACUUGGUAGGAAAGAGUCUCCCCAGCUUUGGGCCUUACCUAACACAGAAGAAUGAGGUGAUUGCUGAAUAUAAAAAGAAACUCAGAGAAGCAGGUGAAGUGGACGUAACAGAGAUCAACAUCAACAAAGUCAAGUCGCCCAAGAAACCUGUGCCUGCAGUGAAGGAUGUGAUAGCUCGAGCAUUGCGUCACAUAGGAGCUUACCAGGAACUUGACAACACUGAACAGGUGGUAGCACUCAUAGAUGAAGAAAUGUGCAUCAACUGUGGCAAAUGUUAUAUGACUUGCAAUGAUUCAGGAUAUCAGGCCAUUACAUUUGACCCAGAGACUCACCUCCCGUAUGUGACCGACAGCUGCACUGGUUGUACUCUGUGCUUUAGUGUGUGUCCAAUCAUAGACUGCAUCAAAAUGGUGACGAGAACAACGCCUUACGCUCCAAAAAGAGGAAUUCCCAUUAAUCCUGUCUACUGAGAGCAAGAACCAAGACCAAACUAACAAUCUAACAAUGUGUACCAUUUUCAGCUAAUAAAUGAAAAGCUUGUAAGAGACUCAAGCAUGUCCAUAAAAGAAAGUAGCUGGUUUAAAUAAAGUUUUCACUAAUAGGUUUGUUAUAAAAGUAAUCUGUCUAAAAUCUAUUGAUUAACUGAUGUGAGUAUUCUUGUAUGUCAAAAAAUAAAAUCCAGUUAGGUUCAAUGGCUGAAAAUCCGAUCCACAAGGACAGCUGGAAUGCAGCACGAUUCUUUUUCUUUUCCCCCCAGUACAAAUCUUUCCAGUAGUUUAGCUCACUUUCUCACAAUAACAUUUCACUAGAUCAUAAUUAUGGCUUGUAUAAUCAGGCCUAUCUGAUUACUAUUUUGUAUUUAAAAUAAAUAAAAUUACAU
This is a messenger RNA of Boleophthalmus pectinirostris (great blue-spotted mudskipper), 3620 nucleotides long. It is a transcript of the gene dpydb, whose product is annotated as dihydropyrimidine dehydrogenase b. Gene Ontology annotation, biological process: uracil catabolic process; thymine catabolic process. Gene Ontology annotation, molecular function: uracil binding; NADP binding; iron-sulfur cluster binding. Gene Ontology annotation, cellular component: cytosol; cytoplasm. NCBI's taxonomy places the organism in Eukaryota, Metazoa, Chordata, Actinopteri, Gobiiformes, Gobiidae. The record is from RefSeq and is a predicted model, not a curated record. The transcript is spliced from 25 exons.